Messenger RNA from Oncorhynchus gorbuscha (pink salmon), 2732 nucleotides. Its product is annotated as melanoma inhibitory activity protein 2-like. The record is from RefSeq and is a predicted model, not a curated record. Bases 142 to 2517 code for a protein of 791 amino acids. Gene Ontology annotation, biological process: vesicle cargo loading; protein secretion; endoplasmic reticulum to Golgi vesicle-mediated transport. Gene Ontology annotation, cellular component: endoplasmic reticulum membrane; endoplasmic reticulum exit site. The transcript has 23 exons. Lineage: Eukaryota; Metazoa; Chordata; Actinopteri; Salmoniformes; Salmonidae.
ACCUGCGCACGUUUGAGCGUCAUACGUGUCCCAACUCUCUAGUUUCAUGUUGCCAACGAUACUUCAAGAUGACAGCUGGGCAUUUGUUUUGUCAAUGUUAAUAUAAUCAUGGAAAUAGUAUUUCAAUGAAAUAUUCGACAAAUGGAAGAUCAAACAAGUGGUGAGGCAGUUGCUACCCAAUUGGCUGAUUUUAAAAUGACAGCAAGGACCUAUUACACUCUAGCCGUGGAGAAAGUGAGAGAUGUUGUGUCAUCCCUUCCUGAUGACGUAAGGCCAGGUCCUGACCUGUAUGGACUUCCAUGGGAAGCUGUCAUCAUCACUACGUUACUUGGGUUGGGCACCCUCCUAUUGUUCACCUGCAGGUUCUACCAAUGUAUAAAGAGCAGACUAUAUUCUGGCAAAGAGAGGCGGAUGGGCCUGAAGGUGGCUCAACUAUUAGAUGAAAAGUGCAAAGUACUUAAGACUUUGAGUGAGGUUCAACAAAAAUAUGAAAAACUGGAAUCUGCCCUGCGGAAUAGUGGCGUUUUGGCUCACGCCGCAGAGAGGGAGAAUCUGGAGGUGAUGUUCCAGAGGCUGAAACAGUCAAAUACACAGCUUGGAGAUGAUAUAGAAAGGUUAAAGGAGGACCUACAUAUCCAGAGAGCAAGGAGGUUGCAGCAGGAGGAGACGAUUGCAGAUAUGCAGGAAACCUUGAAAACUGUAGAAGAAGAAACCAGGGACCUCAAGUCCCAGACAGAACAGGCACAGACAACCCUAAAAAUAUAUGAUAUGAACAGUGAGAGGAAUCAGAAUAAUCUGGAGGCAGCAAAAGAAGAGAAGGCCUUGCUCCAGGAGAAAAAUGCACAGCUGGUCCAGGAAGCAGAGGACUGGGGGGAACGGAUGAGUGAACUGGAGGAGGAGAUGAGGAUGUGUGAGAGCUCCUACACUGGAAUGGUGCAGGAUGCUGCCACCAAAGACGAGAGCAUCAAGUCCCUGACAGACUGCCUGUUGAAGAUAAAGGACUGGGAUUCAGUGCUGGAGGACGGAGCCAACGGAGAGGAGAGAAAUGGGGCACGAGGGGUGGAAAAUAGAGAGGGGCCAGAUAACCAUCAACGACAAAGAAUACAGAAACUCAUUCAUGCAGCCAAGAUGAAUGCAGACUUGAAGUCGGUGGAUGAAGACAAGGACAGGGUGUUUGCCAAGCUAGCAGAUGAAGUCAAGGCCAUGGAGGAUCUCCAAGAGGGGAUUAAGAAACUUGAGAAUGAGAAGGACUCUCUGCAGACCGAGAGUGAGAAGUACAUGGGCCAGGUGCAGAAACUACAACAGAAACUGCAGAUCAUGACGGAGAUGUACCAGGAGAAUGAGCUCAAACUACACAGGAUGCUGACGGUGGAGGAGAGGGAGCGUCUGCAGAAGGAGGAAAAGCUGACCAAGGCUGACAAGAGUAUCAGCCUGGCCGUGGAGGAGCUCAGCAGCUACAGGCAAAGAGCACAAGACCUGGAGGAUGAGCUGGAGAAGACCAACCAGGCCUACAAGAUCCAGAUAACCUCCCAGGAAAAGAAGGCACACAAUAACUGGCUAGCAGCACGAGCUGCUGACCGUGACCUGGCUGACAUUAAAAGAGAGAAUUCACACCUCAGGCAAAAAUUGACUGAUACUCAGUUCAAGCUAGAUCUGGUGGAGAAAGACCCCUAUGCUCUGGACAACAUGGGCAGACCUCCAUUCAGAGGUGAAAGGUCACCGUAUGGCCCCUCCCCCCUGGGUCACCCUGCCUCCGAGAACAGAACCUUCCUGUCUCCGCCCACCCUGAUGGAUGGCCCGCCACACCUCUCUCCAAACUUCCCUCCCAUGGCACCGGGAGGCAGAGUAUCCCGAGGCCUAGUAGAUCCCACCGGUGGGGUGGACUCUGAUCGGAGUGGUGGUCCUCACUCUGACAGUGGCUCGCUAUCUCCCACCUGGGAGAGGGAUCGCAGGGGCCCACCUAUACCCCCUCCAGGGUAUAUGUAUCCAGACCCAGGCCUUCCCUACAGGAGACCCCUGCCUGGAGCCUUUCCCCUUGGGCCUAUGGGCCCUCCCCCACCCAGAGGCCCCGGUCCUGCUGAGCCCCACAGCUUUGGGCCCCACCCUGGAGAUCAAUCUGACUCAACAUUUAUGGAAAACAGCAUGGGCCCUGGUGAAAAUGAAAGGGAUUCCCACAUGUCAGCACCUGGAGAUCUGAGGAUGGGGCCUCCUCCCUUAGGACCCCCUGGUAUGGGUCCCCUCCCCCACAUGGACCCUUACUUUGCACGCAGAGGCCCCCCAGGCCCUUACGGACCCCCAGACUUCUUCCCCCCACGAGGUCCAGCAGGGCCACCCAUAGGCAUGCGAGGACCACCUCCCCCGGGAAUGUUUGGGCGAUUUCCACCUCUGCUGCAUAUGGGCUACGCUCCCAUGAGGCCCCACCCAGACAGUUUUCCCCCUGGACCCCCUCCAAGGCCCUCCCCACCAGACAGCGAACAGCCUCCUGACCAGUCCCCUUCUCCACACGAUGUCAUCUGAGCCAUCUCUCCCCCUCCCUAUGAGGGAGAAACUCUCUCUCCGCCUGCUUCCUGUGUGGCACUUCACUUCCUGUUGUGCUGGUAGUGAGCGACUUAGGGUAUGCUCAAGGACUGUUUCUUGAAGUGUAACCAAUUGUCAUUUGACUGUCUUUCCCUUUUUUAGAGGCCGACAGUGGAAUUGUUUCCCCACUGUCUCACACACACACACACACACAC